AUGGAUGUGUAUAAUGCCUUUUUGCAAGGUGACCUUAAGGAAGAGGUGUUUAUGCAGUUUCCUCCAAGAUUUGGUAGUCAAGGGGGUGAUCAGGCAUGUAGACUCCUCAAAUCUCUUAAUGGCCUCAAGCAAGCCUCUAGAAAGUGGAAUUUGAAGAUCACAAAUACACUAUUGUCAGCUGGUUUUAUUCAAAGUCAACAGGAUCAUUCCUUGUUUGUUUUGAAAAGAAAUUCUAGACAGGUGAUUAUCAUUGUUUAUGUUGAUGACUUGUUGAUUACUGGAGAUGACAAGGACCUUAUACAAGAGGCAAAAUGUGUGUUACAUGCAGCCUUCAAGAUCAAGGAUCUUGGACCAUUGAAGUAUUUUUCGGGAAUAGAAAUAUGCAGGUCUAAGAAAGGUAUUUUAUUAUGUCAAAGAAAGUACACUCUGGAGCUUAUAGCUGAGUUGGGUUUGGGUGGCUGCAAGCCAACACUUACACCACUUGAGCAAAAUCAGAAGCUAACAAGCUUGGAAUAUGAUCAACAAUGUGGUGGUCUGGAAAAUGAUCCACAUUUGCCAAAUGUGAGAGGGUAUCAAAUGUUGAUAGGAAAACUACUUUAUUUGACACUAACUAGGCCUGACAUUGCCUAUAGUGUUCAAACUUUAAGCCAGUUCAUGCAGGAUCCUAAGAAGUCUCAUUUAGAAGUAGCACACAGGGUGGUCAGAUAUCUCAAAAAUGAGCCAGGACUUGGUGUUCUAAUGCAUGCAGAAGGAAAAGGUAUUUUGACAGUAUUUUGUGAUGCUGAUUGGGCACGUUGUCCUAACUCAAGAAGGUCUGUAACUGGUUACACUGUGAAGCUUGGUCAAUCCUUGAUAUCAUGGAAAUCCAAGAAGCAAAACACUGUAGCUAGUUGUUUAGCAGAAUCAGAAUACAGAAGUAUGGCUUUAACAGUGUCUGAGUUGAUUUGGCUGAUUGAUUUAUUCAAAUGUGUAGGUGUUGAUGUUCCUACACCAAUUCAGCUGUUUACAGGUAGUAAGUCAGCCAUGCAAAUAGCAAAUAAUCCAGUGUUUCCUAGAGGACAAAGCAUAUAG
Solanum tuberosum (potato) is the source of this 1071-nucleotide messenger RNA. RefSeq lists its product as uncharacterized. The record is from RefSeq and is a predicted model, not a curated record. Lineage: Eukaryota; Viridiplantae; Streptophyta; Magnoliopsida; Solanales; Solanaceae. Bases 1 to 1071 code for a protein of 356 amino acids. The transcript has a single exon.